Clupea harengus (Atlantic herring) is the source of this 2716-nucleotide messenger RNA. It is a transcript of the gene ago3a, whose product is annotated as protein argonaute-3. The coding region runs from base 61 to 1818 and encodes 585 amino acids. The transcript is spliced from 14 exons. The record is from RefSeq and is a predicted model, not a curated record. Gene Ontology annotation, biological process: regulation of stem cell proliferation; regulatory ncRNA-mediated gene silencing. Gene Ontology annotation, molecular function: protein binding; RNA binding. NCBI's taxonomy places the organism in Eukaryota, Metazoa, Chordata, Actinopteri, Clupeiformes, Clupeidae.
AGGGUCAAAUUCACCAAAGAAAUCAAGGGUCUUAAGGUUGAGGUGACGCACUGUGGAACCAUGCGGAGGAAGUACCGUGUGUGUAACGUAACCCGCCGGCCGGCCAGCCACCAGACGUUUCCCCUCCAGCUGGAGAAUGGCCAGACAGUGGAGCGCACCGUGGCCCAGUACUUCAGAGAGAAGUACAACCUGCAGCUCAAGUACCCUCACCUGCCCUGCCUGCAGGUGGGACAAGAGCAGAAGCACACCUACCUGCCCCUGGAGGUUUGUAACAUAGUAGCGGGUCAGCGCUGCAUCAAGAAACUGACGGAUAAUCAGACCUCCACCAUGAUCAAAGCCACGGCACGCUCCGCACCGGACAGACAAGAGGAGAUCAGCAGGCUGGUCCGCAGUGCGAACUACGAGGCGGAUCCGUUUGUGCAGGAGUUCCAGUUUAAGGUCCGGGACGAGAUGGCCCACGUGACGGGGCGCGUGCUACCAGCCCCCAUGCUGCAGUAUGGCGGCAGGAACCGUACAGUGGCCACCCCCAGCCACGGAGUGUGGGACAUGAGGGGGAAGCAGUUCCACACUGGAGUGGAGAUCAAGAUGUGGGCCAUCGCCUGCUUCGCCACCCAGAGGCAGUGCCGGGAGGAGAUCCUCAAGGGUUUCACGGACCAGCUGCGCAAGAUCUCUAAGGAUGCUGGGAUGCCCAUCCAGGGCCAGCCGUGCUUCUGCAAGUACGCGCAGGGAGCCGACAGCGUGGAGCCCAUGUUCAGACACCUGAAGAACACCUACUCUGGCCUGCAGCUCAUCAUCGUCAUCCUGCCCGGCAAGACCCCAGUCUACGCUGAGGUGAAGCGGGUUGGAGACACCCUCUUAGGAAUGGCCACUCAGUGUGUGCAGGUGAAGAACGUGGUGAAGACGUCUCCCCAGACCCUCUCCAACCUCUGCCUCAAGAUCAACGUCAAGCUGGGCGGCAUCAACAACAUCCUUGUCCCACACCAACGGCCGUCAGUGUUCCAGCAGCCUGUGAUCUUCCUGGGGGCAGACGUCACACACCCACCAGCUGGGGAUGGAAAGAAGCCCUCUAUUGCAGCGGUGGUGGGCAGUAUGGAUGCCCACCCCAGCAGGUACUGUGCCACGGUACGGGUGCAGAGGCCCAGACAGGAGGUGAUCCAGGAUCUGGCCUCUAUGGUGCGUGAGCUGCUCAUCCAGUUCUACAAGUCCACACGCUACAAGCCCACCCGCAUCAUCUUCUACAGGGACGGGGUGUCAGAGGGGCAAUUCAGACAGGUGCUUUAUUACGAGCUGCUUGCCAUCCGAGAGGCCUGUAUCAGUCUGGAGAAGGAGUACCAACCUGGCAUCACUUACAUCGUGGUGCAGAAGCGCCACCACACACGCCUCUUCUGCGCCGACCGCAACGAGAGGGUUGGGCGUAGUGGAAACAUUCCUGCUGGCACAACAGUAGAUACAGACAUCACGCACCCCUAUGAGUUUGACUUUUACCUCUGCAGUCAUGCGGGAAUACAGGGCACGAGCCGCCCCUCCCACUACCACGUCUUGUGGGACGACAACUGCUUCACCGCAGACGAGUUCCAGCUGCUCACCUACCAGCUGUGCCACACCUACGUGCGCUGCACCCGCUCCGUCUCCAUCCCCGCGCCAGCCUACUACGCCCACCUGGUGGCCUUCCGCGCCCGCUACCACCUGGUGGACAAGGAGCACGACAGUGCUGAGGGCAGCCACGUGUCGGGGCAGAGUAACGGACGGGACCCCCAGGCUCUGGCCAAGGCCGUGCAGAUCCACCACGACACCCUGAGGACCAUGUACUUUGCCUGAGCAAGUGCACUAGCACAUACAUACAUACAUACAUGCAUACAUACAUGCAUACAUACAUCCGUGUUCAUGUUCAUACAUGCGUGUAUACAUACCACAUUUGGAACACACGCUACUUCAGACACCCCACAACACACAUUUUUUCAUUGACAUGCCUGCACAAGCACACACACACACACACACACACACACACACACACACACACACACACACACACACACACACCCCCUACCAAUCUGUGCAUCCCAAAGGGUCCCCAUCAAGAGCCAACCGAUGGAGCCACCACUGUCUGGAAGUGAAGAAACAGGAGGUGAGGCCGAGAAUGACAGAAAGGAGCAGAAAAGAUACAUGUGUAUGUUUCUAUAUAUAUAUAUGUGUGUGUGUGUGAGAACAGAAGUGAAAGAUGGAGUAGGCCAGUGGUGAAGAGCCCCUCUCCCACCCCCCACCACCAUGUUCAGGCCUAAAACUACAGAUCCCACUUAAAAGAAGAACAGAACUAUAUGCAAUAUCAAACCAGCCAACUGCUUUUAUGACCAUCUCCUCCCUCCAUCCCUCCUUUCUCCUCUUAUUUCCUUCCCACGAAAACACCUCUCCAUCCCUCCCCGCGAGGGGGUGUGUUUGCCGUGUGACGCCCCUCCCUGCUCUUCUGUUUUUGUAAGUGUCUUCAUUCUGAUGUCCCUCUAUGUCAUGCCUCUUACCUCAAGUUUUAUCCACUGCACUUUUUUUUCCAUUAUUUUCUUCCUUUGUUUUAUCUGCUCUUUCCAAAUGCAGUUUAGGGAAUUGAUAAAAACGAAGGGUUAACACUUGGUGUUGUUGGACAGUUGGAGAGACUGUUUCUCUGAUUGUGUGAAUGCAGAUGAGUGUGUGUGUGUGUGUGUGUGUGUGUGUGUGUGUGUGUGUG